AUGGUGGCACAAAGACCAAAAAGAGGACGACGGCCUGUCACAAAAGAAAACAGAGCAGAAGAAGAGCAGAGGAGAGGAUACAGGGCGGCAAGUAGAAUAGGCGCUGACUCUAGAUUCUCAGUGCUCGAGAUGGAAGAGGGAAGAGAAGGUAGAGAGAGAUCUGAGGAGGAAACCCGGAUGCCACUGAAAGACCUUUCCAACCAAACCGAAAAAGAAGCAAGUCGAGGAUCUGACAUGGGGGCACCUAGGAAAUACACAGGGGGAGCAAAGCAGAAGAAAGAGAAUCAGAAAAAAGGAGCAGAGUUAAGGGAGAGAAAAUCAAAUGAGACAAAAAAGAAAGAGGAAGUACAAGGGAGGGAAAAGGAGGAAAAUGAAAAGAGAGACAAGGAGAAGGACACGGAGGCCUCAAAGAGUGUGAAAGGGGGAUCUCAAAGGAGUCAGAAUGGGGAAAAACUAAAGGGAGCAAAAAAUGAGACCAAUAAGGAAGCAAAAGCCCAAAAUGUGGUCGAGCAAAAAAGAAAGCCCAAGACACAACCCAAUACAACAGGAAAGGCACUAGACACAGAGAUGGAUGAAAAUACCGUGGAACACUCCUUGGAAAGUCUACCAGAGGAAGUGGAAGAAACAAUGGAAGUGGACCAGCCCAAACCACCCGACCCAUUAGAAAAUUAUGAGCCUUUGGGGCUAUCAGAUGUGGAACGGGACAUGCUAGGAGUAAAGGAGAACGGUGGAGAUGAGAAGCAGAAGAGUGAGAUCGCUAUAGAUAGCGAUGGUGAUUCACGUGAUCAGUAA
Neltuma alba is the source of this 792-nucleotide messenger RNA. RefSeq names its product histone-lysine N-methyltransferase, H3 lysine-79 specific-like. Lineage: Eukaryota; Viridiplantae; Streptophyta; Magnoliopsida; Fabales; Fabaceae. The record is from RefSeq and is a predicted model, not a curated record. Bases 1 to 792 code for a protein of 263 amino acids. The transcript has a single exon.